This is a messenger RNA of Tupaia belangeri chinensis (Chinese tree shrew), 1470 nucleotides long. Its product is annotated as olfactory receptor 12. Gene Ontology annotation, molecular function: olfactory receptor activity; G protein-coupled receptor activity. Gene Ontology annotation, biological process: G protein-coupled receptor signaling pathway. The transcript has a single exon. Gene Ontology annotation, cellular component: membrane. The coding region runs from base 403 to 1353 and encodes 316 amino acids. Lineage: Eukaryota; Metazoa; Chordata; Mammalia; Scandentia; Tupaiidae. The record is from RefSeq and is a predicted model, not a curated record.
GAAACAGGCAGAAGCUGAGCUGAGUCCCUCCGCCUUAUGUACCUUCCCACUGCAGAUGCAUCCUUGGGGGCCUCUAGUCACCAAAUACUGACACCAUUAGCCCUAUGGGACAGGCAAAACUAACUGCUAAGUCCUCGGUCUCUCGGACAUCCUCUUCAAAACUGGCUUUCAUCUCCGGGGAAGAGCUAUUUCAGCACUGGGAACCCUGGACUACCGUGUUCGUUGUGAGUUUUUCUGUAGUGAUUCUUCACUAAAUCAUGACUUCUCUUUUACUUUCAGUCAGUUUGUCAUUGUUGUUAUUCAUAUUCAUCGUUUCCAAUAGUCUUCACCAGGAAGAUUCAUUUAUGUAGUCUACCAUCACUAGAAGCAUAUAUUUUUCUCCUGAUCUGAGGACCAAAAGCCAUGCCACCCUUCAACAAUGGCAGCAACUCAGUGGCUCCCCUGGACGAGUUUGUGCUGGAAGGAUUUGCAGGGAGUCUGGGGACACAGGCCCUGCUCUUCGCUGUGUUCCUGGCCCUGUACGUGGUCACCGUCCUGGGCAACCUCACCAUGAUCCUGGUCAUCACCCUGGAUGCCCGCCUGCACUCCCCAAUGUACUUCUUCCUCAAGAACCUCUCCUUCCUGGACCUCUGCUACUCCUCCGUCAUCGCCCCCAACGCCCUGGCCAACUUCUUCUCCUCGUCCAGGGCCAUCACCUUCGCAGGCUGUGUGACCCAGCUCUUCUUUUUCUCUCUGCUGGUCACCACUGAGGGCUUCCUACUGGGUGUCAUGGCCUAUGACCGCUUCAUGGCCAUCUGCAGCCCCCUGCAGUACCCAGUGACCAUGUGCCCCGCGAGCUGCACCCGCCUGGUGCUGGGCACCUACUGUGGAGGCUGCCUCAACUCCAUUGUGCAGACUAGCCUCACGUUCCAGCUCCCCUUCUGCAGCUCCCACCGCAUCGACCACUUCUUCUGUGACGUGCCGCCCCUGCUGAGGCUGGCCUGCGCUGACACAGCCCUCAAUGAGCUGGUCAUGUUCGGCCUCUGUGGGCUCAUCAUCGUGGGUGUGACACUUGUGGUCCUUGUUUCUUAUGGCUACAUCACAGUGACCAUCCUCAGGAUGCACUCAGCAACUGGACGCCACAAGGUCUUCUCCACCUGUGGCUCCCACAUGACUGCAGUCACUCUUUUUGUUGGGACCGUGUUCGUCAUGUACGCCCAGCCAGGGGCUGUGGAAUCCUUGGAGCAGGGCAAGGUGGUCUCCGUCUUCUACACCCUGGUCAUCCCGAUGCUCAACCCCUUUAUCUACAGUCUGCGAAACAAGGAUGUGAAAACAGCCCUGAAGAGGUUAGGCCAGAAAUAUCCAGCCACAUGAAGAGAGUAGCAGAGAGAGACAGAAUGCCCCAAAACUCUGCAGAGGCACCGCCUUUGGGUUGUGGGCGUGGGUCAGGAAAAUCAUCUCUUCCUGUCUUUCUUCAAUGUUAUUGAGUCA